GUCAGAGAAGAAGAAGACGAGGAUGCUGCUGUGAUGAAGACCAUAAUGCAGAUGAUGAUGAUGAUGGAGUCAACAAAGAGACGGCUGCUGGUGACAUUUUCGUCUUCUUAGCAACGAAAAGCUUGUUUGAGUUGGAACGACGUGACCAUGGCCGAUGGGGCGUCACGUCUUGGCGCUGAUGAUGGUGAGGAGGAGCGGGAGGAAGGAGAGAUUACCAUGGAAACGCCAAAGCGUCCAGUCUACUGCUUGUGCAGGAAACCUGACAUCAACUGUUUCAUGAUAGGCUGUGAUGGUUGUGCAGAGUGGUUCCACGGCAGCUGUGUGGGCGUGUCAGAGAAGGCCGCCAAAGCCGUCAGAGUUUGGUUCUGUCCGUCCUGUCAAGAAAGCGACCAUUCUCUGGAGGUUCAGUAUUGUCAGAAAAAAACAAAAGGGGCGGAGGAAGACAGGGACAAAUGGGAGGAGGACGGGAGUUCCACCUCUCAGACCAAGAUGGACGGGACGCGUGGCUCACAGCAAAUCAAACGCUCAGCUCGCAUGUGUGGCGAGUGUGAUGCCUGUUUGAGGACGCGCGACUGUGCCAUCUGUGACUUCUGUAAAGACAUGAAGAAAUUUGGAGGACCCAACAAAAUUCGACAGAAGUGUCGCCUCAGGCAGUGUGAGGUCCGUGCACGGAAGAUGCUCCGCGUGAAAGAAGAGGAGGAGGCAAGUGCUGGCAACAUGAAGGGGCGGGACUUCCAGAGAAAAGGUCACAUGACAGAGGAGGACGAGGAGGAGGCCUUCAGUGAAAGUGAGCUGGAGCUCUACAAGCAGUACAAAGCUGCUGGAUUCAGAGACAUGGUGUGGCACAGCGAGGAGGAGGAGGAGGAACCUGACACUCUGAGGAAGAAGGCGGUGAAGGUGAAGCAUGUGAAAAGACGAGAGAAGAAGACGGAGAAGAAGAAGUCGGUCUCCGCCCCAAAAGAGGAAGUGCGGCGUCACAAGGCAAAGCAGCGACACAGGGAGCGCGUGCGCCACAGCGAAAGAGGCGGGGAUAUCGGAGCUAAGGACUCGGGUGGAAGUCUGCGUCAGUGUCUCGGUCCAGGGUGCGUUCAAGGUGCCCGGAACAACUCCAAGUACUGCUCGGACGACUGCGGCAUGAAACUCGCCGCCAACCGCAUCUACGAGAUUGUCCCUCAGAGGAUCCAGCAGUGGCAGCAGAGUCCUUGCGUGGCGGAGGAAAUGGGGCGGAGACAGCUGGAGCGAAUCAGGAAGGAGCAACAGGCAGCCAGGCUGCGCCUCACUCUAAUGGAGAAGCGCUUCCAUGAGCUCGAAAGCAUCAUCGCCACUUCCAAACUUCAUCAGGUGCAACAGGAUGAGGAGGUUAACGAAGGUGAGGGCGACGACACGGACUUUCAGAUCUUCUGCGUGUCCUGCAGUCAUCCUGUAAACCCCAAAGUGGCGCUGAGGCACAUGGAGAGGUGCUACGCCAAGUACGAAAGUCAGACCUCGUUUGGAUCCAUGUACCCCACACGCAUCGAAGGAGCCACCCGCUUGUUCUGUGACGUCUACAAUCCUCAAAGUAAAACCUACUGCAAACGUCUGCAGGUUUUAUGUCCGGAACACUCCAGAGAUCCAAAGGUGGCAGCAGAUGAGGUGUGUGGCUGUCCUCUGGUUAGAGACGUCUUCCAGCCUACGGGAGAGUUUUGUCGUGUCUCCAAAAGGAAGUGUAACAAACAUUACUGCUGGGAGAAACUUCGCCGCGCCGAAGUCGACUUGGAGAGAGUCCACGUGUGGUAUAAACUAGACGAGCUGUUCGAGCAAGAACGGAACCUACGUGCCGCCAUGACAAACCGAGCUGGUUUACUGGCUCUUAUGCUGCAUCAGACCAUCCAGCAUGACCCCGUCACCACGGACUUGCGCUCGGCCAAAGACAGGUAGAUGACUUUUAUUGUGAAAGGUUCCGACGCAGCAAGUGUGCUGUCAUCACUGGUAACUUCACCGGUACCUGAAGUACAGUCACGGUUUAUUGAUGCGUUUUAAUACCCCAACUUAAGCACUGCUCCUCUGUUUACUUGCUAGCAAUGCAUUGUACGGGACUUCCUGAUUCACUAGCAUCCGUAGAAAUGCAUUUUAACCAAUAAACGACAUUUUACACUGGACUGUUUUGUGAACAUAGGCCAGUAUGCAGUUUUACUAGCCGACACCUAACUGUGUUUAUUUUGUGUAAGUCAUGGAGUGCUAAUAUCCGCUUCCCACCACAAUUAGUGACCACAUUAGACGUUACCGAUGCUGUCGCCUUUUAACAUACAGCCAUAUGUGUUGAAUCCCGAAUCCGAUCCGGAAGUGGAGACUCCACAGUCCAAAGUUUCUCAAGAAAAGAGGUUACUUCAAGAUGUCUCUCACUGGUAGGUACUAGCUUUAGCAUUUCAGCGUCCUCCCCUCUGUGACAUCACAAAGGGGCAGUUUUACUAUGCCGAAUGUAUAACUUCUUUUAGGGCUCACUUCCAAAAUGCACCAACCUCAUUAUCUGAAACUUUGACACUAGCUACAUUUGAAAGGGCAGAAAAGUGUAAAAAGCCAGUAGGUCCCUUUUAAAGUUCCCAUUUUAUCGUCAUGCAACGGAUGUUGGUAUUUUUUUACAUUUCAUAUUAUUGUUAAAAUGCAUUUGUUUUUUUAUAUUUGUAUUUUCAUUGUAUUUUCAUGUUGAUGUAGCCAAAAUAACAUUAAAAACAUCAUGGCAACUCA
This is a messenger RNA of Doryrhamphus excisus (bluestripe pipefish), 2724 nucleotides long. RefSeq names its product CXXC finger protein 1a (gene cxxc1a). Gene Ontology annotation, cellular component: Set1C/COMPASS complex. Gene Ontology annotation, biological process: positive regulation of DNA-templated transcription. The record is from RefSeq and is a predicted model, not a curated record. NCBI's taxonomy places the organism in Eukaryota, Metazoa, Chordata, Actinopteri, Syngnathiformes, Syngnathidae. Gene Ontology annotation, molecular function: DNA binding; zinc ion binding.